GUUGCAUCUUCAAAUGUUGACGCAACAAACGCAGUGCUACAACAAAGUGGCGGAAUAGGUCUUUUAGAAGCCAGCUUUCUCUCCACGCAUUCGCAUCAGAGUAGCACGAGUGGCGCAAAACAGCAUUCGCGGGAAUUGCACAGCCGACUACUGACAAGGGAGUCGGCGGCAGGGAAUGUAGAUGUAUUGCCGGUGAAAGAGGCAUUUAUAGGGAGUGUAACCGAACAAGAGGUUUCAAAAUUAGAUCUGAACUCUUCGACAGCGGGUGUUGGCCAUGCUCCCGUAGCUCAGCAAGAAGCGGCAGCCCACGACAUCAGAGAAAAUACCGUAGACCCACAGAGGACUACUGGGGACGAUGUUAAUUCAAGAGCACAGAUACAAGGAGUUGUGCCAAACAAGACGUAUACAAGAACUACAGCAUCCAAUAAUUCUUGUCACACCAUGACUACAGCAGCCGUAGCAACCACACUAAGGAACCAUAAAGCAGCAAUGAAUCAUCGCAAAGCUGCACAUGGGCAUGGAGUAGAGGACUCCUCUUCUGCUAAGCUGUUUUCUAUAGAUUUCUGGGAAGCUCGCACAGGAGAUGGCGCCGCAACAGAAGAGGCGGUCGCAAGGUCGUUUAAGCCGCUUCAAGAAGACGCUGCUUACCAUGAUCUAACGGAUUUUUCUGUUGUUCCCGCGAGAUUUGACAGUGCCGUUGUAGUAGGAAAGGGAGAUGAAGAACAUGAACAGCCAGGGCCAGGAAAUACUUCCGGUGGUAGUACAAGUUUUACUGCUGCUGGGUCAAGAACAGCUUCUUCAUCUUCUACAUCUAAAAAUACUACUCCCGCAACGACUUUCAAAGCCGCGCCAUCUCUUCCGUCGGGGCCAACGUUUCUAGUGGAGAGCCGGAAAGAAGAGGAAGAAGGACCUGCACCAAGAAGCUCGCUUUUAGUCGGUGGGCGUCUUUUUGGCGGCACUAGCGCCAAGAGCAGUCGCGCGUCAUCGCAUCGUCUGCCGACAUUGACAGAGGAGGAGGAGAGCGCCUCCACUUUGCCUGCGAUUUUGCAAGGCUUGAGGACGAAAAAAGAGAGCAUUGCUGGAGAGGAUGGAAGUUACGUUCCAGACGCAAAGCAACAGCAAGAACAAGUUGCAUCCUCAAAAACGGAUUUCACAUCUAUGGCUGAAGACCUGCUACGACGGAUGAGAAUAUCUGAGGACAAGGAAAAUAUAGGAGGAGGACCUUCAAAUCUACCACGAACGUCAAGUGGACGGAUACAGUCUGGUAGACUCACUUUGCAGUAUGAAUAACGCUUUCUCACUCUGUUGACUCGCACAUCUGAGUCUGACUUCUCCCACCUAUAAUUGUCAGAGGCAGGCCAGAAAACAAAGUUUGCAC
This is a messenger RNA of Amoebophrya sp. A25, 1378 nucleotides long. Lineage: Eukaryota; Dinophyceae; Syndiniales; Amoebophryaceae. The record is from the annotation of a GenBank genome assembly.